UUGUGGCGAAGUUCACCUCCACACAGUUGCCGGUUUGUUUUGACGAGCUGGCACCCGCGGGCGGCGGGAGAGAAGGCACAGCCGAGACGAGUUCAGCACGAGCGGACUUGUCGACAAGCAAAAGACGGCAAGCGAGCGUCGUUUUCUAUCAUCUCGCUCUCUAUCAUUUCCGCUUGUGAGAGUGAGAUAUCCACCUCCAGUGAGUUGCAGUGGGUGCUUCCCUAGCUCUGGUGAAGGGGGCCGGCCGUUCUACAGUUCCGUUGUACUCCAAGCACAGUCGCAGAGCCUGCCUCGUGUAUCUGUGUGUGUUGGGUGAAGCGGGGUGAGGAGGUCUGUGUGUGUGUGUGUGUGUGUGUGUGUGUGAGAGAGAGAGAGAGAGAGAGAGAGAGAGAGAGAGAGAGAGAGAGAGAGAGAGAGAGAUGGCAGCGGCGAGGAUGUACGUGAUAGUCAUUGCUUGUCUGAUGUCCCUGAGCCAUCAGCAAGCUGAAAGCGCUCCCUGGAGAUCGAGGGGCGUCCAUCGGCGGUCUAUGCAAGCACAGAGCGACGAGGCGAGCUUGCGUGCGGCCCUGCUGAAUCCGAAUGUGACGUCAUUCGACUUGACUCGUAACAUAACACUGACCGCCAGUCUGCCUUAUCGCGGUUCUUCCUUCACUCUUAAUGGCAAAUGCGCGGGAAGCCGCUGUGUCAUCAGCGGAGUGAAGCGGUUCAGCUGCUUCCGUGGCAUCGGCAGCUGGACAUUCUCUCAGGUUAUCAUUCAAGAGUGUCGCUCUACCAACCGAUCGCUUGCUGACGCUGGCGGCGCCGCCAUCAACAUUGGCAAUGGCAUUUCCAGCGGCAGCUUGCGCGUUUCCGACAGCAUUAUCCGCUGGAAUACCGCGUCUUUCCGAGGCGGCGGAGUCGGGGUCUGGAGCGGGAGGUUGAACAUCGAACGGUGUGAUUUUAUCGAAAACGCUGCUCAGUUCGGUGGCGCCGUUAGCCUUAACACUUUCGGCAGAGCUUAUCUCACCGGCUCCAACUUCCUCCGUAAUCGAGCGGGAAACGCCGGCGGCGCAAUCUUUAGCUUCGAGGGCACGGUCAACGAAACCACCAAUUGCCGUUUUGAAGGCAAUACGGCGGGAAGGACGGGCGGCGCCAUCGAGCUCCAGAUGUCUUAUGCCUAUACAGCCACUCUAGCGAAAUGCACUUUCAUCGGAAACAGGGCGGGGCUGGCUGGAGGCGCCGUCAACGUGGCAGAUUUCCAUGUCGAAAAACGUUUUUGCUCUGUGACUUGGCAGAAUAACACCAUAGGGACGGGUGCUGUGAAUCAUGUGAGCGUUGGCCCGAGUGAUUUGUCAAUCACUACCGGGGUGUAUUUCUGCCCCGACGUACCGCAGGGGAUCACCGUCAUUGAGACUAGGUUCGGCCCCUACAUCAAGACUUUGUGCAGCGGUUGCCCCGCAUAGCGCAGAUUCUGCGAGAAAAAAAAGGCUGAACAGUUCUGAAGACUGAACAGUUCUGAUAUCGGUCCACAAGGCCACCGUACAACUCUCUGUUCUGUUCAGACAUCUGCACAGACGAGCAUGGUGGGCAGAAGCCCACUUGCGAUGGAGGGCGUUGAAAAGUUUUCUGCUCCCAAUCCACCCACCCGUUCCGCUUUCCCGUUCUCCGCCAUUCUAAUAUCUUCCGCUUGUGACAUGGAUUUCCUCUCCGAAUCCUUGUUCCAUUAAUUUCGAUAGCACUUCUCACUCAGUUCGUGGCACUGUAACGUAG
Chara braunii is the source of this 1749-nucleotide messenger RNA. Lineage: Eukaryota; Viridiplantae; Streptophyta; Charophyceae; Charales; Characeae. The record is from the annotation of a GenBank genome assembly.